UUACGUUUAGCGACAUAAUCAUUUAACGCGCAAAUACGGACUUCUUAUUGGCUAAAUGAAACGCGAUGCGAUACGGCAAAGGGUUCCGCAGUUUUUAGCCAAUGACGCUGCGAUGAAACACACCGUAAAGAUCAGAAACUGAAGAGUGAAGUAAACAGUAAAUAGGUUAUGCUACAUAACCUAGUCGUCGGUUACUUCAAGUUAUUUCCAGUGUUUCUAUAGAGUUGAAAAAAUUUGUCAGCAAGUUUUCGAGGAGAAAUAAGAAAAAUGGCAUCGAACGAAGAAAACGUCAUCGUCGAGGAAGACGCUGACCGGGUGAAAAUCCGCGAGGAAUUAUCAACAAUGAGCUUCGAGGAUUUGCAAAAAUUGAAGCAAAAGCUUGGCACGAAGGUUUACAACGAGGCGAUGUUCGGAGCGAGUCGCAGGAAGAAGACCGACUUCAAAAGAGAAAACAAGAACAGACCUCGCGAGACGACGUCGAAGCUCCAGGUGCCGAGGUUCAAGGAAAUCGUACCCGUAAAGAAAAAAAUUGUCAGAGACCCACGGUACGACAGUCUGUGCGGAACGUUCAACGAGAAGGCGUUUAAAAAUUCGUAUAAAUUUCUCAACGGUAUCGUGGAGAAUGACAUCAAAGCGCUGAAAAAGGAACUUGACGAAACCGAGGAUCCCAAGAUGAUCAAAAAGAUAAAAUACCUAAUUCAAAGGCUCGAGAACCGACAGAGGGAAGAAAAGAGACGAGAAAUGAAGGAGCUCAGAGUAGCUGAAGAGAAACAGGAGAAAAUCGAGACUCUUAAACGCGGCGAGAAGCCAGUUUUCAAAAAGAAAUCCGAGAAACGAGUGCUCGAAUUGGUGAGUCAAUACGAGGAAUUGAAGAAAUCUGGAAAAUUGAAAAAGCACAUCGAACGUUUGCGCAAAAAGAACGCCAGCAAAGACAGAAAGAAACUCUCUAUACAGGAUACGGAACGAUGAAUAUAUACGGUUAUUAUUAAUACUACUGUUAUUAUUAUUAUUAUUAU
This is a messenger RNA of Neodiprion virginianus, 1016 nucleotides long. Its product is annotated as ribosomal RNA processing protein 36 homolog. Gene Ontology annotation, biological process: maturation of SSU-rRNA from tricistronic rRNA transcript (SSU-rRNA, 5.8S rRNA, LSU-rRNA). NCBI's taxonomy places the organism in Eukaryota, Metazoa, Arthropoda, Insecta, Hymenoptera, Diprionidae. Gene Ontology annotation, cellular component: nucleolus; 90S preribosome. Bases 268 to 969 code for a protein of 233 amino acids. The transcript is spliced from 3 exons. The record is from RefSeq and is a predicted model, not a curated record.